CAGAGUGCCAUCUGCACCCGAUCGGAGACACGGGACACGCGCCGGUCAUCUCCUUCAAGCACCCUAUUCACCCCAAAAAGACCCCCCAAACCCGUUUCCCCUGCCCCCCUGUCACCCCGUUCAAGCUGUGGUUCGUUGCCCGUUACCCGUUCAAUUGGUCGUCGGUCUGGCGCAAUGCGAGCUUGCUCUCCAUUUUAGACAAAAACGCCCUGCGGUGCCGACACGCACCAACUUUCGCUCCCGGUUAUCCUGUCCAGACUUUCCUAAGCAGAAAUAAACAUUCUGCUCUGGGUAUCUCUUCUUGCACGUCUUGCUUUGUUUCCCGUCCUUCGACAUCGAUUACUAGUGCUGCACUACUACUACAGGCCUGGACCAGCACUUCUCCGAUCAGGGUCCUAUUCCACUGUCGCGCAGUGCAGCGUUGCUUAUCUCGUCCACACCGCACCCGUUUUCGGUGUUGCUGCCGCUCGUUCGACACUCCUUUUAUCCCUGUCAAAUAGAGAUAGAAUCGGUUCAAGAUGGCGCAGGAGAAACCCUUGGGCUUUGGCUACCAGAUUGGUGCCGGAGCCAUUGCCGGUGUAUCUGAGAUUCUCAUCAUGUACCCAUUGGAUGUGAUCAAGACGAGAGUCCAAUUACAAGGCAAAGCACCCGUCCCAGGACAAGACUACUACACCGGAAUGCUGGACUGUUUCAAAAAGAUCGUAAAGAACGAAGGACCAUCCCGACUAUACCGAGGCAUCGGGGCACCGAUCAUGAUGGAGGCGCCAAAGCGAGCGACCAAAUUCGCAGCCAACGACUCCUGGGGCGUGUUCUACCGCAAGCUGUUUGGGGUGGAGAAGGCGACGCAGCCCCUUGCCAUUCUGACGGGUGCGACAGCAGGAGCCACCGAAUCAUUCGUUGUGGUCCCGUUUGAACUGGUCAAGAUUCGACUUCAGGACCGCGCCUCGGCGGGAAAAUACAACGGCAUCGUGGACUGCGUGGUCAAGACGGUCAAGAACGAGGGUCCCCUGGCACUGUAUAACGGACUUGAGUCGACGCUGUGGAGGCACAUCCUGUGGAACGCCGGCUACUUCGGGUGUAUCUUCCAGGUCAAGGCGCUGAUGCCAAAGGUCGACAAGAAGGAUCGUGCAAAGGCCAUGUUCAACGACUUUUUGUCCGGUUCCAUCGGUGGCACUGUCGGUACUAUCAUGAAUACCCCCAUGGACGUCGUCAAGUCGCGCAUCCAAAACUCCCCUAAGAUCUUGGGCUCGAAGCCGAAAUAUAACUGGGCCUGGCCUGGUUUGGCUACCAUCUACAAGGAGGAGGGCUUUGCCGCUUUGUACAAGGGCUUCCUUCCAAAGGUCCUCAGAUUGGGCCCCGGUGGUGGUGUCUUGCUGGUUGUCUAUACUGGUGUCAUGGAUUGGUUCCGCAAGAUGGGCGCCGCUCCCAUCAGUUAGAGGUGGAUCAUGGAUAGACAAAAAGAAAAGAAUGUGAUUGAUUGCUUCUGACAAUCGGGUUGGAGUUUACGUUUUUCUGUCCCCUUUCUUUAGGAUUUCGAGAGGGAACUGUUGUCUGUUUGUCUGUCUCUAAGUUGCUUGUAUACAAAUUUGCUGGCCAACAUUUAAACUGCUCAAUUGUUCUAGUGGUGCAGUGGUGCUCACAUGCCACCUCGUAUCUUACCCCUUGUUCUGUACGGUCGUCACAUCGUACGGUAUAUAUGUGGUCACCUGAAUGUCUUGUUUGGCCUGAAGUCAGUCUCACGCAGUCUGCGCAUCGUCAAUUAUUUCUACAGCCAGCCUGCUGACUUACGGGAGUCACGAUUAGACAAAAACAAAGAAAUCACCGGGUUGGCUUUCGUCGCGGACAACAAUGGCAGUGGUAUGAGAGGUAGAGUCUAUACAGUGUGAAAUCAGAAAGCAAACAGUCGUCAGCCAGUCGUCACACUGGUAAAGAACCGGCAUAGAUGCAUCCAGUGCAUUUUGUUGCGCAAUUCUGCUUAAGGUUUUCUACUUCAUCCCGCUUCCCCGAUGGAAGGAUGGUGGACAAGGGGGGAUUUGAUACUCGUACAAAUACAGGGACGGCACCCGAGACACUGGUUAGGUACCUCCAAAGCAAACUUUGCCUGUGCAGACGCAUAACCUGUUUUAAUCCGGUCUUUGCUCUCUUCGCUUUUUAUGUCUCAUACUAGUAGUACACUCAACAGUUUCCGCAGUAAUGGUUUGCGGGGCCGGCUUUCAUAAUAGCAGAGGAUCUCUUUAUUUUCCGAGCCAAGAGGGAGCCAUCAUCAACUCAUCAUUCCAUACAACAUCAUCUUAAGUCCCAGCAAAACUGUUUCCUAAGUAGCUUGUCCAUCCCGGAGCCAGUACGCUUCAAACACCAUCCAACGCCGACGCGAAACCAGAAGCCUUAUUUUGCACGGCGGAUGUACCAUCUCGACAUUGUG
Messenger RNA from Exophiala dermatitidis NIH/UT8656, 2422 nucleotides. Its product is annotated as MC family mitochondrial carrier protein. The transcript is spliced from 4 exons. The record is from RefSeq and is a predicted model, not a curated record. Gene Ontology annotation, biological process: transmembrane transport. The coding region runs from base 519 to 1436 and encodes 305 amino acids. Lineage: Eukaryota; Fungi; Ascomycota; Eurotiomycetes; Chaetothyriales; Herpotrichiellaceae.